Molecule: messenger RNA, 2747 nt
Organism: Acanthaster planci (crown-of-thorns starfish)
Lineage: Eukaryota; Metazoa; Echinodermata; Asteroidea; Valvatida; Acanthasteridae
Product: cytochrome P450 4F1-like
Molecular function (GO): heme binding; oxidoreductase activity, acting on paired donors, with incorporation or reduction of molecular oxygen; iron ion binding
Source: RefSeq, a predicted model, not a curated record
UGGUGAUAAGCUCUGACAUAGGGCAGUUAUAAAAGGCCUGAACAUUUUUGGCUAAUGCACUAUCCUCAAGGUUUGCAACAAGUAUAGCUCAUGUUAUUUGAGGCUUCUGGGCACGGCAACAAAAUGAUUUGGCAAGUAAUUGGCAUAGCACUUGCAACGGCCUUCUUGUGGAGAGUUCUCGCGUCACUGAAACAGGUUGUGAGUUGGAGGAAUGCCAUUAAGAAGCUGCCCACUCCGUCCGGAGCGCACUGGCUCUUUGGCCACCAAAAGCAACGUCCUUUCGAUCCCGGCUUCAAGUGGUUGUUGGAUACCGUGAAAGCCUUUCCCCGCGUCUACACCGUGUGGCUAGGACCAAUGCCUUUUCCCGUUCUGGUCCAUCCCGAAACCAUCAAACCGCUGCUGACGGGGGCUGUAGCCAGCGAGAAGUCUCCAAUGUACGAACUCUUGGCCGACUGGGUAGGCGAGGGGCUAGCAACAUCAAAGGGGGCCAAAUGGAAGAGGAAUCGCCGGCUCUUGACUCACUCUUUUCACCUGGACGUCCUCCGUACGUACUCCGUUGCAUAUAACGACUGUGUGGAGGUACUGCUGGGGAAGAUGGACCAACUAGCUGUCCAGGGCAAGCCCAUUGAUGUCAACCAUGAGCUUGUGCUUGCUACAUUUGAUGUUAUUCUCCGCACUGCCUUUUCCUACAAAUCGAAUUGCCAGCUUCAAGAGCUGCCAAAGGAGGAUGGCUUGGAUGUUUUGUCUGCUUGCGAUACCAUGACUUGGUUUAUCCAGGAGCGCCAAUUCCGUAAUCCUUUUCUAUUAAACCCGUGGAUUUUCCGGUUGAGUUCCGACUAUCCCAGGUAUAAGAAGGCCUUCAAGUACCUCCGUAAACUGGCUAAGCAAAUUAUCGAAGACCGAACGAAGGAAAUCACCGCGAAGAUGGAGGCUGGUAACCCCAUCACUAAGCCACGCGAUUUCUUGGACACACUUGUGAUGGCUAGAGAUGCCGAUGGCAAGGGCUUCACUAUGGAGGAAAUGUCCGACGAAGUUAAUUCCUUCAUGUUCGCCGGCCACGAGACUACGGCCACCUCAAUGACCUGGUUACUGUACAACCUGGCAAAGUACCCUGAGCACCAGACGAAGAUUAGGGAAGAAGUGAAGGAGAUUCUGACCGAUAGAGACACGGACAGAAUUACGAGCAAGGACCUCAGCCGUAUGGAGUAUAUGACCCUUGUCAUCAAGGAGUCCAUGAGAAUGAUGAACGCAGCACCGAUGAUCAGUCGCACCGUGACCGUUCCGUACAAAGUGGACGACGUUACAAUCCCCGCUGGAACUAUGGUAUUUCUCUGCCUUCACCAGCUCAAUCAUAAUCCCAGCGUCUGGGGCCAAGACCACAUGGAGUUCAAGCCCUCUCGAUUCCUGCCCGAGAACCUCUCCCAGAUGGACCCAUUCGCCUACGUGCCGUUCUCAGCCGGAGCGAGGAAUUGCAUUGGGCAGCAGUUCGCCUUGAACAAGAUCAAGGUGUUUGUGGGUCGAAUCCUGAUGAGGUUCCGUCUGAGUCUGGUUGACGGGGAACCAAAGCCGGUUCCACAGAUGAACCUCGUCACUAAACCAGUGAAACCAUUGUAUAUCGCCAUCGAGCAAAUCAAAGGAAAUUAAAUCCCGUAUACAGUGAAAAUGGCAGGAACCCACAUUUUUGAGGAAUGUUUGUGAAAUUUCAGCAUCAUUCAUCGGUUUAUGGCAAAUUCUACCAAAAAAUAAGUACCUUAAUGCUUGAUUUGAAUAAAAAUGCGGUACAAGCGAUUCUUAAAUAAAUAAAUAAAUUGUAUAUACCUUAAGUGUAUUAACUUUAAAAGAAAGUAGAAUCCAUAUUAUAAUCGAUUACAGUUAAUAAGCCAAGGUAAUGCGUCCUGAUUUAUAUAAGAUACAAUUUAAUCAAAUGCAUAGUUUAUAUCAAAGCUGCUGUAUAAAUUGUGUUCCUGUGGUUCAUACUGUUGAUUUGCUUUACGACUGCAGUGAGAAGAUUUGAAUUCUUUUCCGCUCAGUUAAUGUAUUGUAGUGGAGUUGUGAUAAUCUGUUUAUUAAAUGUCUUUUUAUUGUUACUUCUUCCUGUGUUAUGGUAGCGAUAGAUCCGCAUAAAAAUAAUACUGUAGUGUUCUUUGUGUAUACAAAUGAUAAUUUCUCAUAGUUUUAACUGUAAAUAAAUGGAAACAAUUUCACGCGGACUUAUUAACUUGCAUUAUAAUGCCUUGAAGUUAGUGGAUUUCAAAAUUACGCACUUUAAGGUCUGUUAAGCUGAAGAUAUUUGAAAAAAAUAUUUAGUUUUUGAUUCUUGGUAGUUAGUGAGAAUAUUUAUAAAAGUGUGUUUGCUCGGUUUCAAUUCUUUAAGACUACAGAAAAUAACAGUGGUCCCCAUGUUACAUAGCCUAUCGUUGCAUUGUUUAAAGGAUGAAUAUUUGCGUGAAAUAUUGGAACUUUCGACAAAACUAAAUUUUGAUAAAAUUAGCUUUUGAAAGCACCUCCUACCGCAUAUUUAGCUGGUUUAAGACGCUUUAGUAUUAGUUUUGGCUUUUUGGUUUAUGGUUAUACAAAAAACAGGUUGCAUUUUAAAGAACUUUAGCUUGAAUAACUUGUAAGCCCCAUCAUAAAAAUUGACAUAAUUUGAUGAACUUCUGACGAUCAUCCUCCGUCAUUCUUAUUAUGUAGAUAUAUUUAACAGUCUUUCUGCCUUAAAUUAAUAAACAUUUGUACUGACACUCUUA